GUGAACCAGUGAGGUAUAACCUGGGCCAGGAGAGAGCUAGUCGAGUGAUAAAGUUAUUGAGGCAUAAUUAUUUAUAUUUUCUGUACUUUGUUUCAUCAGCCCUCCAAAGGAUGUACUGGUAAACAAUGCCUUCAUCUCAUGAUUGGAUAAACAACCCCUUGAGCGUUGUCGAAGGGAUGUUUGCCCAGAGCAACUCUAACCCAGAAUGGGAAGCAAAAGUGUUGGAAUACUUCAAAGACCCCACAGAGGAUUUUAUUAUAGACAGAAAUACUCCCCAGCGCAUCCCUCAAACAAGCCUGCUGUUGAAGAAGCUGGAUAUGGAUGUCCUGGGCUGGUGCGGUUACACGUGGUCUGUGGUUGUGAGGCCGGUUGGAUGUACUGCCAAAUUAUCUAAAAGGAGGCAGUUUAUGUCUUACCAUCUCAGUAUGAGCCUCCACACCAACACCAUGAACAGCCUGCAUCUGGUGCCCAAGAAGGACUCUGUGGCUAACCAGCUGGUGAGUGGAGCCUUGCAGCUGGCCAGGGACACUGUCCUCUUCCUGGAUGAGAUGCAGCUGGAGCAGGGUCAACUGGACACCUCAGGUGUCUGGAACAUCCCGGCUCUGGGGAACCUGAUUUCCUGGCAGAAGGUUGAUUAUGACUUCAACUACCACAAGGUGGAAUUCCCCUGCAAUAUUAAUGUGCUCAUCACGUCAGAGGGCAGAUCCCUGCUACCAGUGAGCACAAAGGCGUCAAAUAAAAUUUUAUUGGCCACAUCCGCAAUACAGUCUAAGUAUGUGUGUGUGUGUAGUGAAAUGCUUGUGUUCCUAGCUCGAACAGUGCAGUAGUAUCUAACAAUUCACAAUACACACAAAUCUAAAGGUAAAAGAAUGGAAUUAAGAAAUAUAUAAAUAUUAGAUUGAGCAAUGUCAGAGUGGCAUUGACUAAAAUAUAGUAUAUACUUAUGAGAUGACUAAAGCAGUAUUUAAACAUUAUCAAAGUGACCAGUGAUUCCAAGUCUAUGUAUAUAGGGUAGCAGCCUCUAAGGUGCAGGAGGAGUAACCGGAUGGAAGAUGGCUAGUGAUGUCUAUUUAAGUCUGAUGGCCUUGAGAUAGAAGCUGUUUUUCAGUCUCGGUCCCAGCUUUGAUGCACCUGUACUGACCUCGCCUUCUGGAUGAUAGCGGGGUGAACAGGCAGGGGAGAGGGUGGUUGUCCUUGACCUUUUUGGCCUUCCUAUGAUAUCGGGUCCUGGAGGGCAGGUAGUUUGCCCCCGGUGAUGGGUUGGGCAGACCGCACCACCCUCUGGAGAACCUUGCGGACGGUGCUGUUGCCGUACCAGUCGAUGAUACAGCCUGACAGGAUGCUUUCAAUUGAGCAUCUAACAGUUUGAGGGUUUUAGGGGCCAAGCCAAAUUUCUUCAGCCUCGUGACAU
Oncorhynchus gorbuscha (pink salmon) is the source of this 1411-nucleotide messenger RNA. Its product is annotated as mini-chromosome maintenance complex-binding protein-like. NCBI's taxonomy places the organism in Eukaryota, Metazoa, Chordata, Actinopteri, Salmoniformes, Salmonidae. Bases 126 to 827 code for a protein of 233 amino acids. The record is from RefSeq and is a predicted model, not a curated record. Gene Ontology annotation, biological process: DNA-templated DNA replication. Gene Ontology annotation, molecular function: chromatin binding. The transcript has 5 exons.